Euleptes europaea (tarantolino) is the source of this 1105-nucleotide messenger RNA. RefSeq names its product phosphatidylinositol transfer protein alpha (gene PITPNA). The record is from RefSeq and is a predicted model, not a curated record. Bases 165 to 761 code for a protein of 198 amino acids. The transcript has 10 exons. Gene Ontology annotation, biological process: phospholipid transport. Gene Ontology annotation, cellular component: cytoplasm. Lineage: Eukaryota; Metazoa; Chordata; Lepidosauria; Squamata; Sphaerodactylidae. Gene Ontology annotation, molecular function: phosphatidylinositol transfer activity; phosphatidylcholine binding; phosphatidylinositol binding.
AAGUGGGGCAGCUGUACUCUGUGGCAGAAGCCAGCAAAAAUGAAACAGGUGGAGGAGAAGGGGUUGAAGUCCUGGUGAACGAACCCUAUGAGCGUGAUGGAGAACGUGGCCAGUAUACGCACAAGAUUUACCACUUGCAGAGCAAAGUUCCCCCUUUUGUGAAAAUGGUGGCCCCAGAGGGAGCCCUGAAUAUCCACGAGAAAGCAUGGAAUGCAUACCCUUAUUGCCGAACGGUUAUUACAAACGAGUACAUGAAAGACGACUUUUUGAUCAAAAUUGAAACCUGGCACAAAGCAGACCUCGGGACACAGGAGAAUGUACAUAAGCUGGACCCCAACGAAUGGAAAAACGUGGAAGCCAUCUAUAUAGACAUCGCAGACCGGAGUCAAGUGCUUACGAAGGAUUACAAGCCAGAAGAAGACCCUUCAAAAUUUAAAUCCAUCAAGACAGGUCGUGGCCCUCUGGGACCCAACUGGAAGAAGGAGAUCGGCAAGUCAGACUGUCCGUACAUGUGUGCUUACAAGCUAGUAACAGUCAAAUUCAAAUGGUGGGGGCUGCAGAACAAAGUUGAGAGCUUUAUACAGAAGCAAGAAAGGCGGCUUUUCACAAAUUUCCACCGGCAGCUAUUUUGCUGGCUCGAUAGAUGGGUUGACCUGACAAUGGAAGAUAUUCGCAGGAUGGAGGAUGACACUAAGAGGCAGCUGGACGAGAUGCGAGAGAAGGAUCCCCUGAAAGGAACAUCGGCUGCUACAGAUGACUAGCGUGGAUUCUUCUUUGUGCUCAUUGCAAACGUCAGCAGGAAGGCGCAAGAACUCUAUCUUCUUGACCAACGGACCAUCUCUGGAUCAAGUUGUCCUCUAUCAAGUUGGGCAGGCAACUUCCAAUCUCCCCUAGCUAACUCUAGUUGCCCCUUUAAUAUUGUGAGCAAAUAGACAGUUGUUCAGUCCUGAGCGCUCCGGUACUGGCUCCUGAGAAGGAGGCUGCUCUGUGGGGACAGCUGCACCUGUGACUUCACCUUCUUCAAUGUUCAGACCAGUUUCUAUGUGGCCCUCUUUGAUUUCUACGUGACAUUUUUAGCUGAAAAUAGUUUUGUGACGUGAUUUAG